GCUGUGCCCUCCACUGUUUGCAUUGUGUCUGUAGAGCCGGCGAGUCGUCCCCGAAAACAAUUCUUCCACCGCGGCAAUGUCGGGCAGGUCGGUCCGAGCGGAGACCCGGAGCAGGGCCAAAGAUGACAUCAAGCGGGUUAUGGCCGCGAUCGAGAAAGUACGAAAAUGGGAGAAGAAAUGGGUGACUGUCGGAGACACGUCUCUUCGUAUCUACAAGUGGGUGCCAGUGACGGAGCCCAAGUCAGAUGACAAAAAUAAGAACAAGAAGAAGGGCAAGGAUGAGAAAUACGGCUCUGAGUUGACAACCCCAGAGAACAGUUCCUCUCCCGGGAUGAUGGACAUGCACGAUGACAACAGCAACCAGAGCUCCAUCGCCGACUCGUCGCCCGUCAAACAGGAAACCAGCUGUAGCACCAGUCCGGCACCGGAGUCCACUACGGCGUCUCUUCGCGACAACGACGUCAAGACCGAUCAGAGUCCCGACGCCAAGAGGGGUAAGAACGCGUCGUCAUUGGAAGGUUCCGAUCGAGCACAGAGCAUCAAGAGAGAAGGGGAGAAAGACGUUUCGGACAGCAAAACCACUCAGGACGUGGAUCAAGCGGCCCCACCCAGCAAGAAGAGCAAAGUAGAGUGUGUGGACUUUGAAGAGAGUUAAACACUCUGCCCCCCUUCACUCCUUUGUCCAAAGGGAGACUUGACGUCUCCCCCCCCCUCCUCCGGGUACUCCUCCACAACAGCCCCCCCCCAACCCCCAACACCACCAAACGUGCUUCCUUCCACGUGUGACCAGGAGGACGGCGCCCGGGUGUCCAGAUUUAGGAAAGUUUUUUUUUUAAGUGGGGGCAGGGUGUGGGGGGAGGGGCGGGGUUACCACGCUGGGACGUCGAUGCUCCCGUUAGACUGAUGUUGUUUCUCUCGGUGUUUAGGAAAGUGUUUUUUCUCAGGAGGGUCAAUGCACUGUUACGGUAUGUCACAAUCGAUCACACACAUUUGCUGCUCUCCAGUGGAAGCCUCUUCUCUCCCUCCAUCGCAACGUCCUCUUUGGGAAGCGAGGAAGGUGCCUUGACAGCGCUUUUUGGUGCCAUCUUUUUGUCUUUUUUUUCUUUUCUUUUUUUUGCCUUAAAACACUCACAGAGUGGGGGGCGAGGGGGGGUGGUAUGCUGGAGCUUAUCCCAGCGACCUAAUGAGGAUAAGCGGCAUAGAAAACAGAUGGAUGGUCACAGAGUGGUGUUGCCGUUAGCUUUAGCAUCUCACAUCUGACCUUUAGCUUAGCAGAAAGCCUGGAAGCGAGGCUUAGCCCCUUUCACACAUUUCCUGGGUCCAGGUUCUGUGUGAACACACCCGGCAAUUUUCCACCUUUUGGAGGUAAGAGUAGAAGCCUGUUUGAUGCUGCUUGCAAGUCCUCCACCGACACAGGAUGGAAGGCAAAGUUGUUGGCGCUGGUCUGAAUAGCUUUCCAACAUGACAUUGUUGGGUGCGGGAGGGAAAAAUCAACCCGGCAAUUUACCUCCACUUUUACAGCCCCUUUCACACACUGCCUGUAAGAGCCGGCAUUUUCCUGGGUUGCAGUUUUGUGUGAACGUCGCCAACACAGAAUGGAGGGCACAGUAGACUGACUCGUCCCUUUCACACAUUUAGAAAACUUUUUUUCUGUGUCACUGUUCUGUGUGAACAGUACCCCCACAGCAGGUGGGUGUUGACACAUCACACAAAGAGCCUCUUUCAGCAAAUUGACAGUAAGCACCGGCCUUUUUCCCCCCUUUGUGGCUGUUCUGUGUGAACACCACCAACAGCGAAUGAAAGGCAAAGUCGGCCCGGCCUAUUUUUCCACCGCUUGCGUGGAACUAACUCUGUAAAAACGUGCUUCUGUGUAUAAAGAGCAGCGACACAGACCUGACACAUCACAGCAGGUGCUGACAAACAUCCGCUUCCAUGGCCACUGUGUGAAAGCGCGCACAAUAGCUGGCUUGACUGGGUCCUGCAUGAAAGGCUAAGGUGAAUAAAUGCCGGACCUGUUGCAGGGAUCGCGUCUGUCUUUGUCCGUCCUUUUACAUGGAGGACGAGGCGAGGCGCCAACGUGAGCGCCACGCGCUAGCACAAGUCCAGGUUUCUCCCGACACCAACAGGUGGUUAAAAUGUCCCGCUAGCUCUGUCCUCACGGCGCUGAUGUAACGCUCGGGUCGGUUGUGGGCGCCCCCUACUUGAAGUCUUGCGUGGGGUACGGGAGGAGCCGGCGGUGGGUAGGCGUGGCUUAUGCGGGAUGCGUGGCGGCGUCUCAUGGACGGAGAGAAGAGCAGCGUAGAGGAUGGAUUAGCAUAUACCUCAUUCCCAGUCCAGCAGCGCUGGCGUUUCCAAUGCUAUGGUUGACAUGUACACUUGUGAUUAUUAUUAUUAUUAUUAUUAUUAUUAUUAUUAUUAUUAUUAUUAUUAUUAUUGUUAAACACACACACACACUUUUGAACCUGGUAGCUUUGAAGCCAUGGAGCGCAUCCAUCCAUCCCAGCUUCUAGUCUCAUUCUUUUCUUUCUUUCUCCUCCUCACACUCGGGACCAUUUUGUUUGACUUUAGAACUUGUACAGAUUUAUGCUUUUGCCUUUUUUUGACUUAUUUAUUCCAUCAGUAGUGCUUGGUUUUUAUGCUCCGAUGCUUUUGUUUUCUUAAUAAAAGUCACAAAACUUG
Dunckerocampus dactyliophorus (ringed pipefish) is the source of this 2679-nucleotide messenger RNA. RefSeq names its product BAF chromatin remodeling complex subunit BCL7A (gene bcl7a). The record is from RefSeq and is a predicted model, not a curated record. The coding region runs from base 77 to 655 and encodes 192 amino acids. The transcript is spliced from 6 exons. NCBI's taxonomy places the organism in Eukaryota, Metazoa, Chordata, Actinopteri, Syngnathiformes, Syngnathidae.